CUCACAUAUACUUGACCGAGGGCUCAUAACGCCAUAAAUUCGAACAACUUCCCUUUCCCGCGAUCUGUUACAUUUGGGGUGAUACGCCGUGCCUGCGCAUCCACAGUGCACGACUUGACAGCAUUGGUUAGCAUUACUGCAAGCAAUGUUGAAUCUUUAGCCUGGCCAGGCCUGGAUCGUUAGCGUUCCGGUCCGUCACAGCGACAUGUCCUGGCUCAGCAGCUUUCGGCGCCUGCGCCGCAAGGCCAGCAAGGAGCUUGCUGAAUUCCGCCUUUUCCUCAUCGACUUCUUGCUCUUCUCGUUCACGUACUUGCAAAAGUUCUGCUAUGAUUCAACGCUGCCUGUGACGAAAAGGCUGUUUAGCAGGAAGCCGCGACCCCCCAAGGUGCAGGUCAAGGACGUGCGCUGCAAGCGGAUCCGGCUACAGAUAGACUCCACCUACGCCUCGCCCUUCAACGUGGAGGACUUCGAAGUGGAGUGGCGGCCCGCGGAAGCGACAGACCCGCCCACGGAAUGGACUAGCGUGGGCCGGAGCGACCUGACGGCUCGCACUGUGGCGCGGCUUAAGCAGGACACGCCCUACGAGUUCCGGGUGCGGGCCUGGAAUGAGCUGGGGUGCAGCGGCUGGACCGCGCCCGUGCCCAGCCGGACCAAGAUCGACCCCACCAUCCACGACGGCGGCGGCUAUGGUCCGGGCGGACCAGACAAGUCGUACUCGUGGAGCCAGACCGCAACCGAGGUGUGCGUCAGCUUCAAGCUGCCGCCCGGCGCCUCCAAACGCGACAUCGCGCUGUCUCUCAAGCCCGACCGCCUGGGCGUGUCGUACAAGGGCGAGGCGCUGCUGGAGGGGGAGCUGUACGGCAGUGUACGGAGCUGGGAGAACGGCAGCUUCUGGGAGCUGACUAAGGAGAAGGACCACAUGUUGCUGGCUGUGACGCUGGAGAAGCAGGUCAAGUCGCUUGCGCCCAAGUUCGACUUCUGGCGCUCGCUGGUGACGGGGCACCCCGAGAUCGACACGCACCAGAUCGUGUCGGAGGCCAAUCAGCAGUCGGCGCGAAUGCUGGAUCCAGGACAGCUGGAUCCGGUGCAGCUGCAGAACAUGGGCCUGGGGCAUCUCAGCGGCAUGGGCGGCGGUGGCGGCCGGCCCAGCUGGGAUUGAGGGGGUUAACUCUAAACCUAAUCCGUAAGAGAACAGUCGCGCUGCAUGGAGGAAUUGCCGCCGCAUACGCGAACUCCUUGACGUCACUAUUGAGGGGGCUGUCCUGCCGGGGACUGCCGGGGUCUGCCGGGUGGAGUUCUGGAGGGUGGCGGCGUGUUGCGUGCAGUCGAUGUGAUGCCCGGAGUGCGGGGUGGGAGCUGGGUGAGGGUGCGGAGAGCACCGCGGAUUGCUGCAGGGGCUGCGCUGGACGCGGAGCGGCUGCGGGGCGCCGCUGUGGUGCGUGCGUGUGAUGUGUGCAGGGCGCCGCUGUGGCGCGCUAUGGUGCGUGCGCUGUGCUGAGUGCGGUGGCGGGGAGGGGGCCGAGGGUGGUCCGGCUCUUGAUUGGCUGAGGGUGUGGUAGGUCGUGAGGCGGCGCUGCGUGGGGAGGCCUGGCGGCCGAGAUGGCAGACCAACGAACGUCCCAGAGUCCAAUGUGAGAGAGCGAAAGCUUGGCGAGUGAGGCAGACAAUUACGGUAAUUGCGGACUCUAUGGUGGCGACUGGUGGUGACGGGUGUGCGCACACACACAUGGUGCUGCACUGUGUCUUCUAGUUUAGCCCGACACUGUUCACGACGGUCUUGCUUCGCGGUAGCGUCGUAGCGCUUUGCUAGCGGGCGGCUGGCGUUGUGUACAAGGAUGCGCGCAACGCGACAUGACGAGAGCGGUCGAUGAGAGCGGUCAGUUGCUGAUGCUGGGCGGUAGCUAGUGUUGCUCCCUUGCUGGCCUGCAGCCCCGUACAUGCGGGCGCAUCUGGGGUUACGCCCUGCAGCCCAGAAGAGUGCAACACCUGCUGCGUCCGUGUGUGGGGGGUAGGGGCGGCGCAGGCAAUGCGGCGCGUGCCGCGUGGGGCAUGGCUAGAAUGCUGGCGGUGGCGGCGUCCUGCGGCGUGCAGGCAGGACUGGCAGGUGUGUGUGGUGGCGGGCGGUGUGGCGCGACGGUGACCUUGUGACUAACGCGCGCCGUCACUUGGCUGUCGCGGUGGCCGUGGCACCGGUCGCGAUUGCGAUUGCGGCCCUGAUGCUGGCAUCCCAGAACGGGGGAGUUGUAAGUAUCAUCGCAGG
Chlamydomonas reinhardtii is the source of this 2260-nucleotide messenger RNA. RefSeq lists its product as uncharacterized. The transcript is spliced from 7 exons. Gene Ontology annotation, biological process: protein folding. The coding region runs from base 206 to 1159 and encodes 317 amino acids. Lineage: Eukaryota; Viridiplantae; Chlorophyta; Chlorophyceae; Chlamydomonadales; Chlamydomonadaceae. The record is from RefSeq and is a predicted model, not a curated record. Gene Ontology annotation, cellular component: cytoplasm.